Molecule: messenger RNA, 3327 nt
Organism: Photinus pyralis (common eastern firefly)
Lineage: Eukaryota; Metazoa; Arthropoda; Insecta; Coleoptera; Lampyridae
Product: putative helicase mov-10-B.1
Exons: 18
Coding region: 317-3013 (898 amino acids)
Molecular function (GO): RNA binding; 5'-3' RNA helicase activity
Source: RefSeq, a predicted model, not a curated record
UCAGUACACGGAGGUUAGUUAUUCAAACACAAAUUGAACUAACCUUCGUGUAGGUACUAAAAAAAGUGUUUUUGUUUAUCUUAUCAGACUAACGACAAAUAAAUGAUUCGUUACUUUCACAUUUGUCAUUUAACAAUAGAAGAGGAAAAUGCACUAGAGGUGGUGCCAAUACUGCUUAUCACUAACAGAUAGUGGCUGAUACAGCAUUUUAUUGUGUCAUAUGCCUGUUGUAAUUAUCCUAUGGUCUGUGAUUAUCCUGUUUUAGAUGUUGUUAGUUGUUUAGUUGUGUUUCGUUUGGUAGACAAGAUCUGUAACUAUGAGCAGUAGGUCGGGAUGCGAUAUAUGUGUUUGCAAGGAGGAUCUUCCAAACCACAAAGGUUCUCUUCAACAUCGCUUCAACUUUGCAUUAUUUGAGUGGACUAAAUAUAGACGAGCAAUUGUCAAGAACCGAAAUGGCAUAGAAAUUGAGGUAAAACUCCAUAACAUAGAAACGAAUCGAAAUGAUUUGGUGUAUAAGUUUGAAGAAAAAAAGGGUCGUCAUGGAAUGACGGUGUUGGAACAGCGUGCUAGAGAUGAAAUGGUACAAAACAAUGGGAUCAGCUAUAUCUUCACUGUAUUAAAUAAGCAGCGAUCUAAAAGUAUUUUCUUAAUGGGUACAAUGCUUUUACAUCCAAAUAAUAAUUUUAAAUUGGAGGAUUUUGAAGGAAAAAUGACAGAAAAUACUAUUUUACAACUUGAACCAAAUGCCUCAUACAGUUUUAAAGUUACAUUCAACUUAAAUCGUGUAAAAGUGAGUACUUUCGCCAUGCCCGUAGCUAUACAUCUGCAGACCGAACGUCUUGAAAAUUUUACUAUAUCUCGAGAAAUGCUUAUUAACAUUAUUGGAGCAUUGGAAUUUAAUCAAGAGGUGACAGUUGCAAGCAAAAGUCCUUUCACAUCUGCAUUAUGGCAUCAAGAAAUAAGUGAAUGGAAUGAGCCAUUGGUCAGAAUUCCGUUUCAAAACACUUUUACCAUUCCACCAAAAUAUGAUAAAAUCGUUAAGAUGGGAAUUACAAGAUAUCAGAGCAUAACGCCCGAAGAAGAUAUUUCAUUGCGACAUGUUGAGCAUUUAUUACAUCCCGGCUAUGUGACACAACAUAAUUAUAAGGAUUUCUUUCAUAUUGCUCUGUGGGUUGAUGAAAAGGGAGCAGAGUUAAUGUUACAGCGAUAUAAUAUGGAAAAUGUUAAUAUCACAGUUAUACAGAAGACCUUAUUGGAAUUGGAAGUUCCCGGUUUGGCAGAGAAACGGCCUUCUCUCAUUAGGGGGGAUGUUGUUAAUCUAAGAUUGCAUGGAGAUCAUAUUGGUUAUAAAGGAGUGAUAUCAAGAGUAAAUAAUUUGAGCAUUUACAUUCAAGGUGUAGACGAGUUGCUUAUAGAAUAUAUUAGGAGUAAUCCUGAUGCAGAAAUUGACGUUUCCUUUAAACUUGGUCGGCUUCCCUAUGAAAGAAUGCACAACGGUGUGGAUCAUUGCGUCAGUAGCGGUAUGACCAACUACUUAUUCCCUGAUAACAUUAUAUCAAAUGUGGGUAUUUUGGCUGGCCGACGUUUACCGGACACUGAGUUUUUUAAUCCUGCUAUUAGGGGAAAUCCAGAGCAAAGAAGUGCUGUUGAAAGUAUUUUAUUUAGAAGUAAUUUUGCACCAUAUAUAGUUUUUGGACCCCCUGGAACCGGAAAAACUAUAACCAUUGUGGAAGCUAUUUUACAGCUAGUCAAGAAAAUCCCAGGGGUGGUGAUUUUAGUAUGCGCUCCUGCAAAUGCAGCUUGUGAUAUGUUGGCAAGUAAACUAAUCCAAUCAAAACGCUUAACCGAAAAGGAAUUGAUUCGCGUACACACGGAUACCAGAGAAUGGGACACGGUACCGGAAGAUGUCAAGGGCUAUAGUAACUAUGUGGACGGCGAAUAUAUCAAACCAAGAGGAUUCGAAUUAAUGAAGUACCGAGUCAUUGUUACAACACUAAUUUUAAGCGGAAGGUACCAGAAUGACCGUUUGAAACCAAAUUAUCUCUUUAUUGAUGAAGCUGCCCAAGCAAUGGAACCCGAAGCAGGCGUUGCUAUCGGACUGUUAUCCGCAGGUAGUCAGUUGAUUCUCGCAGGUGAUCCUAAACAACUGGGCCCUAUAUGCACAUCUAAAGUUGCUGAAAAAUUGGGACUAAAUAUCUCCUUACUAGAAAGGCUAAUGAAAUUUCCAUUAUAUGUUAGUAAUAAUGUCAAUGUCAUUACCACUCUUAAAUUAAAUUUCCGUGCCCACCCAGAAGUAUUACAGAUACCAAAUGAAUUAUUCUAUGAAAAUCAACUAAAGGCUGUCUCACGUAACGCUUUAUUAGACCCAAUAGCAAGAAUAUGUGUUCAUGACAAAUUUAUCCACAAAAAAGCAAAAAAUCUUACUGAGCCUUCGUGCUUAGAAUUUGUUGCAGUAUUCGCAAAAGAAAUGCGACAAGGUCGAUCCCCUAGCUAUUUCAAUCCAAAGGAAGCCGAGAUGGUAGUCAAAUACGUAUCAGCAUUACUUAAUCUUGAAGAGACAAAGGUGUUACAGAGCGAAAUUGGCAUUGUUACACCUUACAUCAGACAGGUUUAUCGAGUCAAAGAGCUAUUGGCCAAAAACAAUUAUACAGAUGUUGAAGUUGGUACCACUGAAGUAUUUCAAGGACGCGAAAAACGCAUUAUAAUCAUCACCACAGUUCGUGCACAGUAUGAUUUGCUGCUAUAUGAUCGCAAAUACAAGCUAGGAUUUGUGUCAAACGAAAAGCGCUUUAAUGUGGCUUUAACACGUGCUAUGAGCAAAUUGAUUAUCAUAGGAUGUCCAAAUGUUUUGCAGUAUGAUGACAAUUGGUUAAAAUUUAUUCAAGAUUGCGAGGCAAAGCAAUCAUAUUUUGGUUCAAGACGUGAUGUACGGCAUGACAAUUUAAAACAAGAUGUUAUGAAAAGAUUGAAUAAUGUUUAUAUGCGAGAUCAACAGUAUAAGAAGGUGCAAUAAUUAUUACCAAUUAAUUGUUUGUGUAGAUAGUGUUAAUUUUUGUCCUUUGCUUUUGAAACUGCUUGUAAAGUUUUAUGACUUGCGUACAGUGUUCAAUUCGCACUCCAUUCUUUGAUAAUCAUAUAAUCACAGCUGUGCAGGCAGUUUGUUGUGCAAUGUUGGCGAGGCUACAUGAUUAUAAGACUUGAAUAAUGUGAUAAUGAAAAUGUGGAAAAAUUUUAUAUUUGUAGUGAUAUUUUUGUAUUUGUUUGUUGAAUUUUGUAUUUUAUAACAAUUUUUUAAUCAAUAAAUUUUUUGCACGUAUUAUUAUGAAA